AUGGAGGUGGCGCGGAACAUCUUGGCUGUCAUCUGGACCGGGUUGGAGCUCCCGGCCUGCGCGCUGGUAGGACGUUGCGCUCCAGGUGGCCUCAAGGUGGAGGAUCGUGAGCAUCCUGGCAAGUCCGUUCCGAAUUACAGCGAAUCUCCCACCGAAGCUGGCGUCUAUGUGAGCGACAGCCUGGCCCAGCCGAUCAAUUAUUAUCUGCGUGCCUGCGUGCACCAGGUUGUGUCACCGAUUCUCAUGCAGGACAAGGCCUCAAACGCUCUCCUCGAGAGGUGCUUCCCCAUCCCCACGUUCGACAAUUCUGUCUUCCAUAGCAGCGUCGGGCCUUUCGAAAAGUACGUUUUGUCCGAAAGCGAGCGGCAGUACGGAGAAUUGAAAGCACUGUAG
This is a messenger RNA of Neoarthrinium moseri, 393 nucleotides long. RefSeq lists its product as uncharacterized. NCBI's taxonomy places the organism in Eukaryota, Fungi, Ascomycota, Sordariomycetes, Amphisphaeriales, Apiosporaceae. The transcript is spliced from 2 exons. The record is from RefSeq and is a predicted model, not a curated record. Bases 1 to 393 code for a protein of 130 amino acids.